Molecule: messenger RNA, 1424 nt
Organism: Octopus bimaculoides (California two-spot octopus)
Lineage: Eukaryota; Metazoa; Mollusca; Cephalopoda; Octopoda; Octopodidae
Product: protein pelota homolog
Biological process (GO): nuclear-transcribed mRNA catabolic process, non-stop decay; RNA surveillance; nonfunctional rRNA decay
Cellular component (GO): cytoplasm
Source: RefSeq, a predicted model, not a curated record
GUAUGACUUUUAAUAGCAUGCUUACUGAAAACGUGUUUUAGUAGUCGGGGAUUGUAAUGGCUUGUCGUCGACUCCCGUUCUCUAUGUGGUGUGAUAGCUUCUUGAAUAUUUUAUCAUGAGGCGCGUGUACCAAAAUAUCGACAAGUACAAUGAUGGGUGCAUGGUCCUCAUUCCUGAAGAGGCAGAAGAUAUGUGGCAUGCUUAUAACUUAGUAGCUGUUGGAGAUGUUCUCAAAUCAACAACUAUCCGAAAGGUUCAGAAUGAAUCUGCAACUGGUAGUGUCAGUGCUAGUAAAGUACGUACUGUACUUACCAUUCGGGUAGAAGCUAUUGACUUUGACACUCAGGCUUGUGUGUUGCGGGUGAAAGGCCGAAAUAUUGCAGAAAACCAAUAUGUGAAGAUGGGAGCUUACCACACACUUGAUUUGGAGCUCAACCGCAAGUUUACACUUGAAAAACAUUGGGAUUCAAUCACAUUAGAACGCAUUGACACAGCUUGUGAUCCAGCUCAAAAUGCUGAUUUAGCUGCCAUUGUGAUGCAAGAAGGUCUUGGUCAUCUCUGCCUUGUAACAUCCAGUAUGACUUUAGUAAAGGCCAAGAUCGAAACAAACAUUCCACGAAAGAGGAAAGGAAUGUGUGCCCAACAUGACAAGGGUCUUAUGAAAUUUUAUGACCAAAUGAUCCAGGCUGUUAGAAGACAUGUCAACUUUGAAAUUGUGAAGUGUUUGCUAAUUGCAAGCCCUGGCUUUGUGAAGGAUCAAUUUUUCUCCUACAUGUUGGAUCAGGCUGUGAAAAAUGACUGGAAGGAUAUUCUGGAGAAUAAGUCACGAUGUGUUUUGGCACAUUCUUCGUCUGGUUUUAAACAUUCUCUCAAAGAAGUACUGCAAGAUCCUUCCAUGGCAAACCGGUUGGCAGAUACCAAAGCUCUUGGAGAGGUGAAAGCAUUGGAUGAAUUUUACAAUAUGUUAGUAAACGAUCCAGAUCGUGCUGUUUAUGGUAUAAAGCCUGUUGAAAAGGCAUCAGAUCUCUUAGCCAUAGAAACUUUGAUGGUUUCAGACGAGUUGUUCAGAUCCAGGGAUAUUCAAAAGCGACAGCGCUAUGUUGCUUUGGUGGAUAAAGUAAAAGAAAACGGAGCAGACGUUAAGAUCUUUUCUAGUCUGCACGUCUCAGGAGAACAGCUUGGUCAACUCACUGGUGUAGCUGCCCUCUUGCGCUACCCCAUACCUGAAGAAGAUGAGGUUGAUGGGGUAUCAGACAGUGAAGAUUGAUGGCAAUCAGCUUAUACCAAACAGUGCUUCAUUAUUGCGAAUCUGUGGCUGGGAUUUGUUUCCAUAUUGUAUGGAUCUUCAAAUGUCAUUGUCAACAUUGGACUAAAUGCAAUGUAAAUUCCCUGUAUUUUUCCUCAAUAAUGUUAUUGUUCUUUCA